ACACUUAUCUCUCCAUGGGAUAGGCAGCAAUGCCAAUAAAACACGCACAGAUUCACACAAAAUUACCAGCAGUAUAUUUCCAUAUAGAUCCACAGUAAAAUAUUUAUAGUAAAUAUGACUUAAUCUUUUAUUUGUUUUGGUGAUAAUGUACGUUGACAUGAGGCGUUGAAGAUCAUUGCUGAACACCAUGCCAGGAGAGAAGGCUGUCUACAAGGGGGUACCAGCGGAUGACAAAUAUGAAGGGUCAUCACCAAAAAUUCCGGCACCAAAAGGCUUUGGCACCCGCCACACUCAAGCUUUGGUACUGUUUAUAUGUUUAACCGUGGCGUACACCAUGAGGGCUCAGCUCAGCGUGUCUAUGGUAGCCAUAACUGGUCACGCGGUCACAGAAAGUGAACUCUGCAGUAAUGUAAGCACCAGUGAGAAUACCAGCUGUGUUACAGAAGAAAUCAGCGCCUGGAGUGUUUAUCGUACGUACAACUGGAAUAAAUCGACUCAAGAAAUGAUAUUGUUCGCGUUCUUCGUCGGCUACACCACCAUGAUGAUCCCGAUGGGUAUAAUAGCGCAGAAAUUCGGUGGAAAAUUUCCGAUCAGUGUGGCGCUAUUCGUUAAUGGAGUUGUCUCUAUCAUCAGCCCUUGGAUCCCUUUAUUUAGCGGAUGGAUGGGUCUGGCCACAUGUCGAUUGAUUCAAGGGAUGACACAAGCAGCUCUCUAUCCGAGCAUGCACACAAUGCUGGGUAAAUGGGCACCGUUGAGUGAAAGAGGAAGAUUGAGCACUUAUGUCUACACGGGAUCUCAAUUCGGAACAAUCUUGAUCUUCGAAAUAUCAGGACUAUUUGCUGGUACACCGGUCCUUGGUUGGCCCGCUAUAUUUUGGUUAUGCGGUAUCCUCAGUUUUGCCAGUUUCGGUCUUCUUAUCUGGUUCGUCGCUCCGUCUCCUCGCGAACAUCCGACCAUAAGUGCUGAAGAAUUAUCUUACAUUACGCAAGAUGGAAAUGUUGAUGCUUUCCCGAAGAAACGCAGAACGCCAUGGACGCAUAUCCUCACUAGCACAGCAGUUUGGGGUCUGGUAGUGAGCCACGCCGGGAGUUCGGCAGGAUACCUUCUAGUCCUCACUCAGAUGCCAACGUACAUGAACGAAAUACUUAACGUAAACAUUGAAACUAAUGGAAUCUACUCAUCCCUUCCUUACUUAUCGAUGUUCACGAUGGCUAUAUUUUUCGGCUACAUAUCUGAUUACUUACUGAACAAAAAGAUUAUGACAGUAGCCAACAUCAGAAGAACAGCGAAUACCAUAGGAAUGGUACUAUCUGGGUUUUUCUUGAUUGGAUUCUGCUACGUGGAUAAGGCCUGGUUGGCUGUAUUGCUGCUAAUGAUAUCAUUUGGCAUGCAUUCUGCUGUUCACACUGGAUUCCAUAUAAAUCAAAUAGACUUGUCGCCGAACUUUGCUGGUCCCAUCAUGUCUCUGGGAAACAUGGUGGCGAACCUGACCAGUCUGCUGGUACCGGUCAUUGUUUCAAACAUCGUGAAAGAUGAUUUGAAAAAUCCGAGCAGAUGGCAAAUAGUGUUCCUCAUAACCGUGUCCUUCCAGUUCAUAACCAAUGCUGUCUUCGUGAUAUUCGUGAAAGGGUCGGUGCAGCCAUGGAACUUUCACGACGAAGAAAGAAUCGGUACAGGUGUAGAAGAAUUAAAAUCGCUUAACGACCACAAAAACAGCAUCAAAGAAAAGGAGAAAUUAGGAAAUUCCUGACGUGUUUUUAUUUUGUAACAACUUGUGCUUUAUGUUUAAUAAAAAAAGUUUCGUGCGU
Messenger RNA from Bombyx mori (domestic silkworm), 1808 nucleotides. RefSeq names its product inorganic phosphate transporter 1 (gene Pi-t1). Gene Ontology annotation, molecular function: transmembrane transporter activity. The transcript is spliced from 10 exons. The record is from RefSeq and is a predicted model, not a curated record. Gene Ontology annotation, cellular component: membrane. The coding region runs from base 188 to 1750 and encodes 520 amino acids. NCBI's taxonomy places the organism in Eukaryota, Metazoa, Arthropoda, Insecta, Lepidoptera, Bombycidae. Gene Ontology annotation, biological process: monoatomic anion transport; transmembrane transport.